This is a messenger RNA of Geodia barretti, 1098 nucleotides long. The record is from the annotation of a GenBank genome assembly. Lineage: Eukaryota; Metazoa; Porifera; Demospongiae; Tetractinellida; Geodiidae.
AAGUAGGGGCGUUGUCGAAUUAUUCUAAAUGAACGUGUGUGAACCAUGGAGGGCACGAGUCAGAGACGCGUGCAGUGAAGAGGAAUCAGGACGACAGGAAAGAAGAGAAUGACGACACCGCUGGGCCCUCGCCAGAAGAGGAGGAAGUGCCCAGUUCCAAGAGGACCAAAGCUGGACACAGUUCUGAUGAUGACUCAUCGUCAGAUGAGGAAGAGGGAGGCAGGGAUCCUGGGAAAGCCACAUACAGGGGACCAGUUCUAAAGCGCGACAACAAAGAGUUCUCAAAGACCCUCCGUGAUCUGCAUGCCCUAACCUGUGACCCCAACACUCUAUCGGGGGAGGGGGAGGAGCGUUCUCAGAGACUGAAGGAGACUAGUGGCAGACUGAGGCAGCUCAUCAGUGGACCUGCCGGGGAGGCAGAGGUGCCCAACCACUUCAAGUUGCUCCAGAUACAUCUGAAGCACACCUUGCUGCACUCGCAAAAAAUAAGAGAUGAGGAGAAUGUGAAGAGUUUUCUGUGUGGACUGGAGGAUGGUUCCGCUGGCAGGAGUGGUGAUGACGACUCCGUGUUUGUCAUUCCUCGCAAACUACGCCACUGAGCUCUGGUACCAGUGGAGGGAGGAGGAGAAGGAGUGGUAUUGGACACCAGACCGUGAGAACCACAUGCCGUGCUCGUCUGACGUGGUGACCGGAGGGCAGUGGAAGGGGGAAACCCCUGCCCCUGAGAAUGUGGAGAUAAUUGCCUACCUCGAUGCUCUUCGUCUGACCCCCUGCGACGAGCAGUACAUACCUCGCCUAGAGUUUGAUGUCGUUAAGGUUCUGAAAGCUCUGGUUUGCUGUGGGGAGACUGAGGCUGAAGGAAAUGCUAAAGAGGUGGUUAAAUUGUGGAGGAAUGCAACAAAUGUGACUAAUGAUUCUAAUCACCACGUGGAGUCCUGGUUGAGAGAGCUGAAGAGCCUUGAAGAAGAAAGAAUUGACUAGUUUUCUAUGUCCUGAAAAUAAAUUACGUUGAGCAAGAAAUAAACAGCAUAGAGUAAUUUAGAUAAUUAAUCUCACACUUUGCACUCUGAAGGAUAAAGUGUGCAGUAAGCCACUAUC